Plectropomus leopardus (leopard coralgrouper) is the source of this 3937-nucleotide messenger RNA. RefSeq names its product caveolae associated protein 1b (gene cavin1b). Gene Ontology annotation, biological process: termination of RNA polymerase I transcription; transcription initiation at RNA polymerase I promoter. Gene Ontology annotation, molecular function: rRNA primary transcript binding. Lineage: Eukaryota; Metazoa; Chordata; Actinopteri; Perciformes; Serranidae. The record is from RefSeq and is a predicted model, not a curated record. Gene Ontology annotation, cellular component: caveola; cytoplasm.
UGGAAAAACAGGGGGGUGGAGAGAAAAUCCUGCCAGCUGUAGCUUGACUGGAGGGUUUCUCUGCCUGGUGUGGCAUUCACAUCCUAACGCUCAUGUGGUAACGUCCAACAUCGCUUGGCUUUCUCUGCACACUGGCCUGAUUCCAGGGAUCUGAAGUAGACUGGAAAGACACAGAGAGAGACAGAAAGUGCAUGUAUGCUGGAGAGAUAAGUUAGUUAAGAAGUAGGAGGGAAAAAGAACAGGUCCAGAGCAUAAAAGAAAAGGAGAAGCAGGUGAGAAAGGGAAAAGGGUAUCUAGAAGAACCAGUGGUGAAGAAAGGCUGAUUCGUAAACUACAAAUCCACUGACAUGGCAGCAAUGGAAGCACUGGAAUCCACAAGUGCCCAACUGGAGCCUCAAACCCUCACUGAGAUCUCAGACGAUGAGGUCAACCUUCCACCCUCAGACGAGGAGGAGGAUGCCCUCGCCGCAGCCAAGAAAGAACUGUCCACCAUGGGCACAGAGGGAGACGCCGCCGAAGACAAGGAUGAGACAGCGAAAGUGGACCAACAGGUGAACGGCGUCAUGGUGCUGUCUUUGCUUGACAAGAUCAUCGGGGCGGUGGACCAGAUCCAACAGACCCAGAGUGGGCUGGAGGCCAGACAGCAGGAGAUGGAGCGCUCAGUGACCACAAUUCAGGGUGAGCUGACCAAACUGGCCAAGAGCCACAACACGACGUCCAACAGCGUCAAUAAGAUGAUGGAGAAGGUGCGCAAGGUGAGCGUCAAUGUCAAGACUGUGCGCGCCAACCUGGAGAAGCAAGGAGGCCAGAUCAAGAAACUGGAGAACAACGAGGCUGAACUGCUCAAGAGACGCAACUUCAAAGUCAUGAUCUACCAGGAUGAAGUGAAGGUUCCCUCGAAGCUGAGCAUUUCCAAAUCCAUGAAGGUUUCUGAGUCUGUGACGGGAAGCAGAGGAGGCAGCCUGCUGGAGCUCAAGGAAGCUGCAGAAGAGGAGGAGGGAGGAGAAGAAGAGAAGGCAGACAAACCCCAUGUCGACCUCUCGUCAGAUGAGGAGGGAGUGGAGAUUGAGGAGACCAUUGAGGAGUCACGUGCUGAACGCAUCAAGCGCAGCAGCCUGCAGCGUGUACAAAACCUGAAGACAGUUUUCUCAAAGGAGAAGAUGGAUAAGACCAGAGCAAAGACCAAAGAGAACCUGGAAAGGACCAAACAAAAAACCAAGGCGAACCUGGAGAAGACAAAGCAGAAGACAAAAGAGAACCUGGAAAGGACCAGGCAGAAAACAAGGGACAACAUAGAGAAGACCAAGGAAAACCUGGAGAAGACACGCCACAACAUCGAGAAGAAAAUGGGAAAGCUUGGAAAUCGGAUGACUGUCAACCCCGAGCGGAAGCAGAAGAUGCAGACAUCCCGUGACAAGGUGAAGAAGGCCUUCACGCCAGAUCAUGUUGUUUAUGCCCGGUCCAAGACUGCUGUGUACAAAGUACCCCCCUUCACAUUCCACGUCAAGAAAAUCCGUGAGGGCGCAGUUGAGGUGGUCCAAGGCACCGAGAUGGUGGAGGUGUCCCAGGAAGCUGAUCCCUUCAGUGGGGCUGAUGGGGAGGUCGAGGAGGGUGCAGAGGAGGUUGAGAUGGAGAUGAUGAAUGGAGGUGGGGAUGAGGAAGAGCCUGAGGAGGAUGAAGAGGAGGACAGCCACGGUGUUCUGCAUGAGAAUGAAGACAGAGAUAGAGAAAGCGACUAGAAAAAGCAUAACAAAUUUGCCAAGAUCCUAACAAAAUCCCCGAGGUUCUUUUGUAAAAACUUAAUUAAUUGUGGCGAUUGGGAAGAUUGAUAAAGAAUAAUUAGGGUUGAUUACAACUUGGGUCUUUUUUUUAAUGAUUUUGACCAAUAUUCCUAUCAGUUACAAUAACUUUGUACACACAAGUAAUUACUGAGAUCUGGGAACGCUGCAUCAUUGCCUAAAGGUUAAUGGGUCAGUUAGAUGAUAAGACAUGAUCAACAAGCCAGCAUCUUGCUGUUUCCAGCAGCAAGCCAAUGUACAACAGCUAAAAGCUCUCAAAACCCACGGUAUGCUCCCUACUCAGCAGCAAAUAGCCUAUAGACACAGUUAGGACAUGCUGGUGAAGAAAAUAGAAAAAAGCCAGAUAUUUUUCUCAGGAGUUGGUGGAGACCAAAAGCAGAGCUAAAAGAGAGUGUACAUUGGUCUUACAUUUCCCAGGUGGACAAACACCACUUUAAAUGAAUGCUUAUGUUGCUUCAUAUCUGCUAUAUGUGUAAAUAGGCAACUGCUUGCUAACAAGUCAGCCAUAUCAUAGGAGGAUUACAGGUUUCAUUUCCUCCAUGUUUAUCUCCUCAACUGUACUUUGCAACUUUCCUUUCAGAUGGAGGUCCCUGAAGCAAAAUCUUAAUCACAUGGGGGUCUCUAUCCUAAUGUGUCAAGAACACGAAAAAGGUUGAGAAUCACUGGGUUAUGGCAUUCCCAAGCCCAUUCUCAUUCCGAACCAACACAUCCCGUCCGAAUGUGAUGUUAUUUUUCUACACAUUAACAUGUGCCUCCUUCCCCUUAUCCCAACCAUCCAUGACUUUGUUGCCAUUCCUCACCAUCCGUGCCAGCAUGUGCGUUUGUUGAUGUCCCAGUGCUUGUUGCCACGUGCAGUUGCAAGUGCAGUGUAAUCCUACUAUGUGCUUAUGUUUUGUGUUGACAUUGUGGUAGCAGCAUCCCGGAACAUAAAGAGCAGAUGCAAGAGGAUACCUAGAGUGUUAUAUGUAGACACAGAAGUCCACUGUGAAGCAGCAAUACAUUGCAACUUGGGUUGAGAGCGUGUUGUAUUCCCAUAUCUAAACAGUUAAGUUUGUCAUGACAGCGUUAUUAUUAACAAUAGGAACAAUUGCCAAAACUACAAAAAAGGGCCCAAAUUGGAAAAAAAAAAACAUCCAAAUGAUCAUUUAACAACAUUGGUUUCACAUUAUUUGACUGCAGGUUGUGUGCCUAUAAACGAAUAAAGGGCUUAAUUUAAAGCACUUAAUGAAAAUCUUUCCAUAUUUGCAAAAGCACUUCGAGGAUUGUUUAGAAUCCAUUUGUGUUUGGACAGUAUAGAUGGUUGUGAAAUUUCAAAGAAGAAAAUGGAAAGAGGACACUGAAAAUAACUUUGUUGUUGGCUUCUAAAGGGAGGUGGGGCGUUCGCAGAACUGACAAGAUCAAGAAAAUCAAGGGGACACCAUCACUCCCAUUGUAAGAAAGUAUCAUUUGUCAGCAUUUCCUUUUGCGUUUAAUUUUUUAAACCCAAAUCCCAAUCACUCACAGCUAGUGGGAUGAGCAUAUAGAAAUUAGUUUUCUCCUGUUCGCUGAAUUUCAGGAGUAUUUGUUAAACAUGAAGAAAAUGAUCUCAUGGACUGUUGAGCAACAGAUAGCCAAAUUAUUCAUAAACACACCGAGUACAUAAUCAUGCUUAAAAAGCUUAACUUCCUUUUAUCUAACAUACCACCCACACAUAAUGUGCCUUCCACCCCCUUUGUUGUUCAGCUGUUUAAAUACUGGUGUUAUCUUGCUCUUCUUAAUUUACUCAUUAUUAAGUGAUUCUGUCGUUCUAGGUUUUGAUGAGCUCACAGUUACAUAUGUGUGUAUGAUUUUUGUAUGUGAUCACAAUAUACACUUGGCUGAUGUCAUCUCCCUUUUUUAAUUACUGACAUACUGUAGCCCAGUAGUUGUAGUUUUAGCACUGCAAUACUCUUACACAACAUUUUGCUACCAAAGAAUAACCAGUACCCAUGAAAAUGAAGAUCUGCAAAACAUCAGGCAGAGACAACUCCCUUAAAGGUCCAGUACAUUUCACUCACUGAUGGUAUUCACUCGAUUUUCUCAUGAGAAUUUUCCUGUUUAAAUGUGUUAUGUGCUACUCUAAGAUGUGUUUCAGAAAUAAACUGAGAUAAGGACCAAUA